This is a messenger RNA of Cladophialophora immunda, 1362 nucleotides long. Its product is annotated as histidinol dehydrogenase. The coding region runs from base 1 to 1362 and encodes 453 amino acids. The record is from RefSeq and is a predicted model, not a curated record. Gene Ontology annotation, biological process: L-histidine biosynthetic process. Gene Ontology annotation, molecular function: metal ion binding; histidinol dehydrogenase activity; NAD binding. Gene Ontology annotation, cellular component: cytoplasm. Lineage: Eukaryota; Fungi; Ascomycota; Eurotiomycetes; Chaetothyriales; Herpotrichiellaceae. The transcript is spliced from 3 exons.
AUGGGCGUGCAAAGACUCAAAUCUAAAGCGGACUCUACCGUUCAACAGGCCCCGGCGGCAGAUGUUUCCAGCAUCGUCAAGGGCGUUAUCGAUAAUAUCAGAAGCGAUGGGGAUGCCGCUGUCAGACAGUACUCUCAGAAGUUCGACUCGUGGUCGCCAACGGAUUUCAAGCUGUCUGCGAAACAGAUCGACGAAAUCAUUGCCUCUGUCGACCCACAGAUCAUUCAAGAUAUCAAGGAGGUCCAGCAAAACAUUCGGACUUUUGCCGAGAGACAAAAGAGCGCUCUCCAAGAGUUUGAACUCGAGAUUCAGCCGGGAGUCUUCCUGGGCCAGAAAAACAAUCCCAUUGCGAGAGUAGGAUGCUAUAUCCCAGGAGGAAGAUAUCCCCUCCUAGCUAGCGCCCACAUGACUAUCCUCACAGCCAAGGUCGCCGGGGUCAAGCAUGUAAUCGGCUGCACACCACCUAUCGCCGGGCAACUUCCAGCCGCGACCAUCUCCGCCAUGCACCUUGCUGGUGCCGACGAGAUUUUCAUCCUGGGCGGUGUCCAAGCGAUUGCCGCCAUGUCACUGGGCACCGAGACAAUCGCCAAAGUCGAUUUCCUCGCCGGGCCCGGUAACGCCUUCGUGGCCGAGGCGAAGCGUCAAAUGUUCGGUCAGGUCGGCAUUGACCUAUUUGCCGGACCGACAGAAGUCCUGGUCGUCGCCGACGAGCACGCAGACCCGUAUAUGUGCGCCGUCGACCUCCUUUCGCAAUGCGAGCACGGGCCAGACACUCCAGCGCAACUGAUCACCAACAGCGAGAAGGUCGGGAGGGAGACGUUGCGCUGUAUCGACAAGCUGUUGAAGGUCUUGCCGACCGCUCCUAUUGCGUCGGUCUCGUGGAAGGCCUUGGGCGAGGUGAUCGUGACAGACUCAUUAGACGAGGCAUACAAGGUCGCCGAUGAAUAUGCGUCAGAGCACGUUCAGAUCUUGACGCAAAAUCCGCGCGAGGCGCUCGAAAAGAUGACCAAUUACGGCGCCAUCUUCUUGGGCAAGAACACUUGCGUGUCUUACGGGGACAAGUGCAUCGGAACCAACCACGUCCUUCCGACGCGUAAAGCAUCCCGUUACACAGGAGGUCUUUGGGUCGGCAAGUUUCUGCGUACCCAGACCUAUCAGGAAGUCAGAAACCCCGAGGCAUCCGGCAAAUUGGGUAGGCUGUGUGGACGUGCAGCAAGAGCCGAAAACUUCGAGGCUCAUGCAAGAUCCGGUGACUUGCGUGCGGCAGAACUAUUGGGAGAUAAGGUUGAAUGGAUCGAGCAGACGCGCAAGGACCUGUCAUUGCCACAAUUUGGCUCCAACGCUGCUGCAGCUGCAAGCUAG